Molecule: messenger RNA, 819 nt
Organism: Clonostachys solani
Lineage: Eukaryota; Fungi; Ascomycota; Sordariomycetes; Hypocreales; Bionectriaceae
Source: the annotation of a GenBank genome assembly
AUGGCCGGGGAACGGAAUAUCAACCCCGUUCAGGCUCAACGCAAGGCCGAGAAGGCUCGAGCCAUCAAAAAAGGCAAGGCCGAUGUCCAGAACCGGAAAAACGAGAAACUCGCGCAAAAGAACCCAAACCGGAUACAAAAACAGAUUGACGAUCUCAAAGCGGUUGCGACAAGCGGUGGGAAGCUCACUAAACACGAAGAACAGGUACUGGAGGGCUUGGAAAGAGAUUUGAAGGCAGUAAAUAAGGCACGAGAGAGCCUUGGGGACCGAGCGCCUACAUUCAGCCGGGGCUGGAACCGCGAUCGAGAUUCUGGGCAAGGCGUGCUUGGCAAGAGGAGGCGAGGUGAUCAAGAUGCAUCCAGCAGUGACGAGGACGUUCCUGAGGAUGUCCAGAAAAUUCCCAUGCCACGGGACACGCCCCCGCCUAUUCCGAAAGAAGUUCUAGACGAAUGGUAUGCGAAGCGACGGGCGCGUAGAAAUGCAGAAAAUCCCGAGAAACAAAAGGAGAACGACAAGUCAACAUCGAAACAAGAAACGCCCACCGUGGAGUCCAAGACAGUUUACUCGGCGGCACCUGUCAGUCGCGAUCUCCGAAAAGAGGCCGUCGCUGCAUUUGUUCCCACAGCGGUCAAGAUGAAAAUGGACAAGGGCAAGGGCCAAGGGGGUCUGAUCGAGCCCGAGGAGGCGGAUAGGUUAGAGAGGGAAGGAUAUCUCAAGCUAAAGUCCGAUCAAACUAGCGGUCCGGUUUCCGGGGAAGAUGACACACCGCCCCGUCAUCGAACGGUCACGAUGGAGGAAGUUGAGGACGAGGAAGCUUGA